AUGUCUUCCGAAUCCCCUCCAAAGUACAUUUACAAAAUUAUCCCUUCGCCCCCCGAGGAUCCGUUUCCCAAGGAGCUUCCCUUGUCCGAACUUGACCGUGCCUAAGACCGCAGACUUGUUCUUCACCAAGGCAUCUUCUCUUUGGAUCAUCAAGCUGGAAUACGCCCAGUUUGCUACUGACUCUAUGAAAUGGGAGGGUGGUUAUCCCCACCUGUAUGGCAACUUUGGUGCUAAAAAUGUUG
Molecule: messenger RNA, 242 nt
Organism: Fusarium graminearum PH-1
Lineage: Eukaryota; Fungi; Ascomycota; Sordariomycetes; Hypocreales; Nectriaceae
Exons: 2
Coding region: 1-105 (34 amino acids)
Source: RefSeq, a predicted model, not a curated record